Molecule: messenger RNA, 1359 nt
Organism: Colletotrichum truncatum
Lineage: Eukaryota; Fungi; Ascomycota; Sordariomycetes; Glomerellales; Glomerellaceae
Product: tRNA methyltransferase trm5
Biological process (GO): mitochondrial tRNA methylation; tRNA N1-guanine methylation
Cellular component (GO): cytoplasm; mitochondrial matrix
Molecular function (GO): tRNA (guanine(37)-N1)-methyltransferase activity
Source: RefSeq, a predicted model, not a curated record
AUGAUUACUUUCCGCGCGCCUCUUGCGCGUGCAGCUACCUCCUUGGACCGCUCACUCUUCUCCAAGACAGUGAAGCUUGCUGCCGCAACGGUCAAGGACAACCGUAACAUUUCAAAGUACCGUAAGCAACUGGAGAAGUCCAAGGAACUUUUGGCACUUGAUCGUCUGGACUCUUGCCGGAAUGAUCCCGUAAAAGCUGGGUUGAAGUGUCUGCUCCUGCGGCCUGGUGUGAAGCACGAUGCUCCUACGACAUGGGGACCUGUUUUCCAGGAAGGUGUGAAAAGCGGCGAGUUGGAAGUUAUACCGUAUGAGUUGCAGCUCGACUAUGACUACUGGAGUUAUCUUGAUGUCAUGACGUCCAUUUUGCCGGAAGAGCUUCACGUUGAGAUCCCAGUGGGCUUCAACACCGCAGGUCACGUCGCGCAUCUCAACCUGAGGGACCAGUACCUCCCAUACAAGAAGAUCAUCGCCCAGGUCAUCCUUGACAAGAACCCCAAGAUUCGCACGGUCAUCAACAAGGUUGACAACGUCGGAAAUGAGUCCGAGUUCAGAACCUUCGCCUACGAGGUUCUUUGUGGACCUGACGACAUGAACGUAGAGCUCAAGGAGAACGACUGCGUCUUCCAGUUCGACUACUCCAAGGUGUACUGGAACAGCAAGCUUGAGCCGGAGCACACAAGACUUAUCAAGAUGUUCCAGCCUGGCGAGGUUGUCGCCGACGUCAUGGCAGGCAUUGGGCCGUUCGCCGUCCCGGCAGCAAAGAAGGGCGUGUUUGUUUUUGCGAACGACAUGAACCCCGAGAGCUUCAAGUACCUCAACGUUUCCGUAGAGAAGAACAAGGUCUCCCAAUACGUCCGCCCAAGCAACAUGGACGGCCGCAAGUUCAUCCAGGAUGCCGUCCACCAAGUGUACGACGCAUCAACCCGCGGCGACGGCGCCGUAAUCAAGCCCAAGUUUUCGAGGAGCAAGCCUCAGAACCCCCCUCCUCAGUCCAAGCACAUUCCUAUUCCACCUACCAUCUCACACUUUGUCAUGAACCUCCCCGCUUCAGCAUACACAUUCGUUCACCAUUACAAGGGCAUCUACAAGGGCCAUGAGAAGCUGUUCGAGCCUCACACUUCGACCAAACUUCCCAUGGUCCACGUCCACUGCUUCGCUCUGAAGAGCGAUGAUGACGUUCCCCUGAACGACAUUCUCGACCGUAUCUACGAGGAGCUCGGCGUCCGCUUCAAGCUUGGCGAUGCAGACAAGCAGGGUGAGAUGACAAUCUACAACGUGCGUGACGUCGCUCCCAAGAAGCGCAUGUUCUGCGCCAGCUUCCGCCUGCCACCCGAUGUCGCAUUCGCCACAGACAGCUGA